AUGACUCUCGUUGAGCGCGAACGGCGUGAUGAAAAUCGUGAAAUGUUACGGUCUCGUAAUUCCUUUUGGGAAGAUGAUCAAUGGUACCAUGAUUGGGACGAUUGGCCUGUAGAUUGGCCUCGACCUGGAGAACUUAUGCGAAGAUGGAGAUCUGAUUUUGAUAAGGACGGUUUUUGGGAUUGGCCAUCACAUUGGCCUCGAAUGGAUGACGUGAUGCCAAGAUUUUCCUCACAUCUUGAUCGUUUGGAUCGUAACUGGCGUUCUGAUCCGUUUUGGCGUGACUUAUAUCCACGUUGGGCUGAACCAAUUUUCAAAGAAGGCAUUGAUAUUCGUACAAAUAUCAUUAACGAUACUUCACGAUUUGCCGUGGAAAUUGAUGCAUAUCAAUUUCGACCAGAGGAGAUACAGGUUAAAACAAUUGACGAUACACUGCUGAUCGAAGGCCGGCAUGAAGACGUCCAUGAUCGUGACAACUUUACUAAAAUGUAUUUUGUGCGCAAAUACCAGUUACCAUUAGAUGUGAAUCCAGCAGAUAUUUCAAGCACCAUUGAUAAUUCUGGUCGUCUGCUUGUUGAAGCACGCAAGCAAUCACAUAUUCAGGGCCGAGAACGAAUGAUUCCAGUUGAAGGCCCGUCACGUCGAGAAACACAUUUAUCACGAAGUGAAAAUACACGAAGUCGUGAUGAAUCCGGAUGGUACGGAUCACGUAAGCAACAACUACCACCAACACCUCCAACAACUGCGCAUCGAUCACAUAGUUCAUAUUCUUAUCAACAUAGUCGAACAACCAGGGGUGGAUCUCCCACUAGUACUUAUCGCGAACGGGGAAUCCCAAUCACACAAACUGGACUGUCUUCUCGAAGUGUUGAUAGCAAAGCUUCUGAAGAAUUUCGUUCCCGAGAAAAACGUGAACGUGAGGAGUACCGUUCUGAAUCAAAAAAUGAAUAUCGUAGUCAGUCUUCAAGACAAGAUAGUGGAUUUCAUGAUGGUGGUUCUACAAAUGCAAAACCAAACAAUGGUGCUGCUGCACGAAGUAAUGAUACACAAUCUGACAGCGUCCGUAAUAUUCCGAUCCUCCGAAAAACUUUCAAAUAA
Molecule: messenger RNA, 1095 nt
Organism: Thelazia callipaeda (thelaziosis nematode)
Lineage: Eukaryota; Metazoa; Nematoda; Chromadorea; Rhabditida; Thelaziidae
Source: the annotation of a GenBank genome assembly